Thamnophis sirtalis is the source of this 1283-nucleotide messenger RNA. Lineage: Eukaryota; Metazoa; Chordata; Lepidosauria; Squamata; Natricidae. The record is from RefSeq and is a predicted model, not a curated record.
GGCAAUUCUGGCCUGGGGUUCAGUAUCGCUGGAGGAACAGAUAACCCACAUAUCGGGGAUGAUCCCGGAAUAUUUAUUACUAAGAUAAUACCAGGAGGAGCUGCCGCAGAGGAUGGAAGACUCAGAGUCAACGAUUGCAUUUUGCGGGUGAAUGAGGUCGACGUAUCCGAAGUUUCACAUAGCAAAGCCGUUGAGGCGCUGAAGGAAGCCGGCUCCAUUGUACGACUCUAUGUCCGCCGGAGGAGACCUAUUCUGGAGACUGUGGUGGAAAUUAAACUGUUCAAAGGGCCCAAAGGCCUGGGAUUCAGCAUUGCCGGAGGUGUAGGAAACCAGCACAUUCCUGGUGACAACAGCAUCUAUGUCACAAAAAUUAUUGAUGGUGGAGCAGCGCAAAAGGACGCACGGUUGCAUGUUGGAGACAGGCUUCUUAUGGUAAACAAUUACAGUUUAGAAGAAGUCACCCACGAAGAAGCAGUAGCAAUAUUGAAGAACACAUCGGAUGUAGUCUAUUUAAAAGUGGGGAAACCAACCACCAUCUAUAUGACCGACCCUUAUGGCCCUCCAGAUAUUACUCAUCCUUAUUCCCCACAAAUGGAAAACCACAUCCUGUCUUCUGGCAACAACGGCACUUUAGAAUACAAGACUUCUAUGGCCCCCAUCUCACCUGGAAGAUACUCACCUAUCCCAAAGCACAUGCUAGUGGAAGAUGACUACCCCAGGCCUCCUGAACCCGUUUACAGCACUGUGAACAAAUUCUGUGAUAAGCCACCUUCUCCUAGGCAUUAUUCCCCUGUCGAGUGUGACAAAAGCUUCCUCCUUUCAGCUCCCUACCCCCACUACCACAUAGGCCUGCUCCCUGACUCUGAAAUCAUCAGUCAUUCCAGGCAUGGUUCCAUAACCCAGCUUCCCACUGUGAACAUCCAGAGGACCAUGUCACUAGAAGGGGAGCCUCGGAAGGUUGUCUUACAUAAGGGCUCGACGGGGCUCGGUUUUAACAUUGUAGGAGGAGAAGACAGGGAAGGCAUCUUUGUCUCCUUCAUCCUAGCAGGUGGACCAGCUGACCUCAGCGGUGAACUUCAGAGGGGAGACCAAAUUUUGUCUGUCAACGGGAUUGAUCUUCGUGGUGCUACACAUGAACAAGCGGCCGCAGCCCUCAAAGGAGCAGGCCAGGUGGUGACCAUUAUAGCACAAUACCAGCCUGAAGGUAGGCUAAGACCAACAUACAAAUCUUUGCGGGGCGGGGGGGGCGGGCAUGAAGAGAUCAUCUUUCAAACACCCGACCU